This is a messenger RNA of Acipenser ruthenus (sterlet), 4463 nucleotides long. Its product is annotated as RING finger protein 112-like. Bases 167 to 1849 code for a protein of 560 amino acids. The record is from RefSeq and is a predicted model, not a curated record. Lineage: Eukaryota; Metazoa; Chordata; Actinopteri; Acipenseriformes; Acipenseridae. The transcript is spliced from 14 exons. Gene Ontology annotation, molecular function: GTPase activity; metal ion binding; GTP binding. Gene Ontology annotation, biological process: endoplasmic reticulum organization; protein homooligomerization.
AUGUUGGUUUGUGCUUCCAGUUUCGUUUCUGCAUCUGAUAUAAACAGGGUUUUUUUUUGCAUACUGUGUCAGUGUUUAUGAAGACCUGCAGAGGACAACGUGUGGAGAGUUUGAAAGUCUUCAGCAGGGCGUAUAUCAGAAGUGAAUACGUGACCAAGAGUUAAUCAUGGGGAAUUCACAAUGUAUUCCACAAAGUAAGAGCACUUCGACAGACAAUCUGCUUGAGCCAGUGUUGGAAGCGGUGGAUUGUUCGAUAUGUCUGGAUAAUUGUGAAGACGCAGUGGCACUGGGAUGUGGGCAUGUUUACUGCAAUGGGUGUAUCAAAACUCAUUUGGAAGUAAAUGAGAAGCUCUGUCCUAAAUGCAGACGAUCAUGUGACCAGGAGCACAUUGUACCGUUCCUCAGACCGGAGAACACUGACGAGAUAAGAUUUGAUCUGACAGCAUCUGGACAAGCUAUGCAGCUCAUCAGAGUCAAUGAAGAUAAUAAGGACACACCCCUGGAGCUUGAUGCAAAUGUUUUGAAGCUCUGUUUUCUGCGAGAGGAUGUGAGGGACAUCCCUGUGUGUAUCCUUUCCAUCGUGGGACAACGGAGGUGUGGAAAAUCUUUCCUUCUCAACUACAUCUUACGGAGACUGGGAAAUCUGGAAUGUAAAGAUGACUCCUGGAUGAGUGGGGAUGAGGAGGUUUUGAAUGGAUUUGAAUGGAGGACUGGGGAUGACAGCAUCACAAAGGGCAUCUGGAUCUGGAGCAAACCUUUCUUUAUGAAAUUAAAUAAAGAGGAAAGGAUUGCAGUGUUCUUGGUCGACACAGAAGGCUGUGCGGAUGCUAAGCAGAAUAAAGAAGUUGGUUUGAAACUUUCAGCUCUAAGCGCUCUUUUUAGUUCUUACCUGAUCAUUAACAUAUCCGCCCUAAUAAACAGCACUGACUUGGAAGAUCUUGAGAUGUUUUGUUUAAUAGCUGAAAAUGGAGAAACAGCUUUGAAACCCUUUCAGCGUCUUCUUUUUCUGAUUCGUGACUGGUAUUUGCUUCCUGUUGGAUUUGAAGGAGGAAUGACACAUCUUGGAAAAGUAGCUACGGAAUGUUCCCUGCAGAACGUCAAGGAUAUUCUGCAGAAGAAAGAAGCCGAGUGUUUCCUGAUGCCGCACCCAGGAAAGAAAUUACCGGCUAGUAAUGAGGGGGGUUUAAAAGAUAUGGACGAUGAUUUUAAAAAGUGCCUAAAACAGUUCAUUAAUGACUUAGUGCCGACACUGAGCAACUAUCCAAAGAUGGACAGAGAAAACUCCAAAAUCACUGGUAGACAGUUAAAGGAACACAUCCAGGAAGUUACAUCUGUGAUUGCAUCUGCCCAGUACGAUAUUGUUUCACUCAGGGAGAUGACCAUAAAGCAGAAUUUGCAGAAGGCUAAACUUCUUUUUCAGAGCUCUGCACUUUGUUUUCAGAAGUUUAUCAGUGACAAGGGAAAUACAUUUUUUACCAGGCCAGACCAAAUGAAGAAGGAGGUGGAGGAAAAAGUUAAUGAGAUAUUGACUGAAGUUAAGACUCAGUUAGGAGAAGAAGACUUUGAAAAUUUGAAGAAAGUCCUAAAUGCUGAGAGAGAGAUAUUUCUUAAAGAAUAUAACACAAAGUUUUACAAAGCUGUAGUGGCCCUGGCAACAGGCUCAGUGCUGGCUACGACUGCAGGUGGCGUUGUUGCAGGAGCAGUAUUUGCUGCAGAGGCUGGUAUUAUUGCAGCGGGGGCAGCAGUUGGCACUGGUUCCAGUCUUGUUGCGGGUGGGAUUGGUGCAGCAGCCACUCAAAUUGCAAACAAAAUCAAGAAAAACACAACAGAACCUGAGGACAACAAUUAAAACACUGAGACAGAGAGCCAUGUACAGUAUGUGUGCACUCCAAGCAUGACAUUAGGUGAUUUUUUUGUAGAUCAAUUGCAUAGACACUCAUGUCUGUUUAAUGCAUGUGUGUGUGUUUUUGUCUCAAUAAUUCAGCUGGUGUUUGCUUGUGUAAAUUAUUGUGUGCUUUUAAUGGUGUAAAUCUUGUUGUUAUUUUUAUCUUUUUAUAUUUGCACAUGUAAUUGUUUGUAUUCGGUUCCCUAAAGUGAUGAUUACCACGUGUGUGUUGUUGACAAUCUUGUCUGUGUCUGCCUCCUGCACGAGAAAAUGCCAUCUGGUGCUGAUCCCCGCUGCUUGCGAGCGAGCCAGGAUACGCUGCAGCAGAGACUGACUGGUAGAUAAGACGGGAGGAGAAGCAGAACAGGAAGAGAGAAAGGAAACCGCGACAGACAAUUGUAUGUAUAACCAGGCCAAGCCAGGAAGAAAUCGCCCGGGACAGAAUUAAGAAAGCAGAAAUCGAGAGAGCGACCAGGGAGAGUACAGCGAACUAAACGUGACAGGGGAAACAGAUGCUGCAAACUGUUUGCUUUCGCUAUCGCUACUAGCAGUUAAGUAUUUGUUUUGUUGUAAACGCUGCUUGUGCCUGGUACGAGGUUGUUUUUUUUGUUUGUUUUUGUUAAAACUAAAUUUUAAUUUGACUAGAAUUUUCUUCACAAGUAAUUGGUUCGGGUUGCAGAUCGUGUAUUUGUGUUUUUUUUUUUUUUUUUUUUUUUUUUUUUGCAGUGUUGAGCUUUGAUUUUUGGUUGUAAUUUUUCACGUGGGAUUAUAUUGGGUGAUAGAGGCACCUGGCGAUCCUUCCUCUAUGGCGAACACUGCUCAGAGCGCUCUGUCAUACUCAUGAACUUGGCAGUUUUCAACUCGUUGUAUAAUUAAAUACAAAACAGUGAAGCACCAUAUUCAAACUGGGUGAAAAUGAAUAAAAAUAUUAAAUUAAAAUCUAAAACACACAUUUAAGUUUAGUAACUGAAGAAGACAUAACAUGUGCAAUCAGUGCUGCGGCUCCAGCAAUGCUGAACAUGAACUAGGUCAUUUAAAAUACGCUAGUACAGUAGUUGGUAUAAUAGGUAAACAGUUAAAAACUAUAGAUAAUGGGGAUAUGACAUAGAUCUGACACAUGCUUGUGUGUGUCUGUUAUUAGACUGCCGUUUGAGCUCAUAUCUCCUGUGUGUUGAAUAUUUUUAGGCUUGGUAGUUUUAACAUGUAACAAAACUUAAGCAAACGGUCAAUUGCAUAUUAAUUAAAUUUAUUUAUUUUAACCAUUGUUUUAAACUACUCAACGGCAGCAAAUAGCAUGAUACCAAAUUAUAUGUUAUGCUUUGAAUAUAUCAACUUUAUAUAAAUUACAAAGUUGCAAUUGUGUAACAAUUUACACAAGUUUAAAUUAGAUGAAUAUAUUAAUAAAUUAAAAGCAAAACACACUAUAUACAAAUAAUCACAUUACCUGCCUUUUCAGUGGCAAAUGCACUCUACAAAUUCUUAACAUGUAAAACAUUGUUAUGGUGACUUUUGAACCCUAAACAAAUACUAUAACACUUAUUGCAAAACUGGAAUAGUUAUUUCUUAACAGACAAAUAAAAACGCUUUUAAACAAGCUAUAAUAUGUUAUGUUUCGAUACAUUAAACAAAACCCUUGCAUUUAAAAAUGACCCCUAUCCAUUUUUUGCAGUACAGAUUUACUGCACAGACACGUGUCUGUAGGUGCCACGCCCCCUGGGCAGUCCUGACAGAUGGGAGAGAGGCGUUUUUAGGGGCAGGCUGUUGCAUUAAAAGAAAAACUAACUUUCAAUUUAAAAACACAACCAAGCUUAGAGUAAACUUUAUUAUUCUUUUUUUUUUUUCGGAAAGCUAAAGUCAGUAGAGUGCAACACUUAAAUCCAAGAUUUUACGCCGAGAAGAAAAGGGUAGCAGGAUUUGGUGCUUAAAGCAUUUCUACAUGUUUUAAAUCAUUUUUUUAUAUAUAUUUUAAUUUUAGAUGUGUUUAAAACUGUUAACAAACUAUUUUUUUUGUUUGUUGAAAUCUAAAAAAAACACCUGCCCAUCCUGCAUCGCCCUUGUGUGUGGUCCCUGUUGCUCUGUGUAGUCCAUACAUCUACUUGGUUAUAUCCUUACCUGUUUUAAAAGCAAAGCUUUGUGUAUUGUAUACUCUUGUGUUUUAAACUGGAUUGUUUUAUUAAUGAGUUUCCGUUCUUGUAUCUUAUUGGAGUGUUUCUCCUGCAUAUGUGCUGAUGUGUAACUUUAAUUUUCCCCUUUGUGAUCUGUUUUUCUAAUAUAUAUCUAUAGAGAUAUAUCUAUCUCUAUCACACACUAACCCUUGUAGGACUAGGGCUUUAGGAAAGGCCAUUGUGUACAGUGAGUGCUGGGGGGUAUAGGGGUUUGGUCUGACCAUGCUGUGUGUUGGGGCUGGGAAAUUGGCAUAGUUUGGCCCUGCUUUUAAGGCCCAUUUAAAUUGGGGUAUUGCAUGGUGAUGUUUAGAACACCUGUACCUCCCAGACGGUAAGGGUAGGCCUCAGGUGUAUCCCCAGGGACUGAGUAGUUUAGAGCACCCUCUAGUGGUUUUAUUGCUGGUUUUUUUUUU